Messenger RNA from Cucurbita moschata (crookneck pumpkin), 1066 nucleotides. Its product is annotated as transcription factor bHLH95-like. Bases 47 to 934 code for a protein of 295 amino acids. Gene Ontology annotation, molecular function: DNA-binding transcription factor activity; protein dimerization activity. The transcript is spliced from 3 exons. Gene Ontology annotation, biological process: regulation of DNA-templated transcription; endosperm development. NCBI's taxonomy places the organism in Eukaryota, Viridiplantae, Streptophyta, Magnoliopsida, Cucurbitales, Cucurbitaceae. The record is from RefSeq and is a predicted model, not a curated record.
UUCCCUCCUUGUUCCUCACUUUCCUCCACCGCCGCCGCCGCCCUCCAUGGCUGCCCCUCACAAUAUUUGGGCCUUCCUCAACUCCGGCAGUGAUGUCGAUAUCGACAUCGACCUUGACGAUGAUAAUGACAACGACAAUAGCAACGACAAAUCCCCUGCCAACACCGACCUCUUACCUCCCCUGCCUUUGUCGGGAAGGAAGAGGGAGGCGGUGGAGGGGAGACCGGGUGGAGGUGGAGAGUCGACCGAACAUGAAAUUCAUAUUUGGACGGAGAGGGAGAGGAGGAAGAGGAUGAGGAAUAUGUUCUCUAAUCUUCAUGCUUUGAUUCCUCACCUUCCUCCUAAGGCAGACAAAUCAACUAUAGUGGACGAAGCAGUAAACUACAUAAAAACCGUACAACAAACCCUUCAAACACUCUACAACCAAAAGCUCGAAAAGCUCCAAAACAACAAUCCAGCUGUGAGCUAUAAGGCUGCUCAUUAUCAUCCUCAACAACAACAGCAACAACAACAAUCCAGCUCAACCACCACAACCCACCAAGCUUUCUUGACCGACCAAGCUUCUUCUUCCAACGGCAUGUCCUCCACUCUUCUUCCAUCACCACUGCCGCCGUUGCCGCCUCCUUUUUCUGAUACUACUACGACGUUUCAGACUUGGACUUCCUCCCACCUCGUAUUAAGUAUUUGUGGCGGCGAAGCCCAUUUCUGCAUCUGCUCCGUCAAGAAGUCUGGCUUGUUCGCCGCCGUUUGUUAUAUUCUUGAUAAGCAUCAGAUCGAGGUUGUUUCGGCUCAUGUCUCCUCGGAUUUCCAUCGCACGUUCUUUAUGAUUCAAGGCCAUGUGAAUGGAAGAUGGGACGAAUUCGGAGCAGCGAUGGUGGCAGAAGAAAUGUUCAAGCAAGCUGCCGGGGAGAUCAACUUCUGGUUGUCUUCUUGAUCGGAGUGUCGGAUGUUCUCUCUGCCAUGAAAGCUGUUGCAUGAAGUUUGAGAGAGCUUAGAUCAUCAUCAUCAACAUGGAUCAAUAUGGCUACUCUAUCUUGAAACUCUUCACUUCUGGGCCUAGAUAAAA